UUUCAUCAUUCAAAAACUUGUGAUUGUAUUCUUCUGAUAGAUACUGAGAUACACUACUAUAACUCAGAUGCUGAGAGAAUCACUGUACUGCUACUGCAUUAGAGAUGAGUUCACCUAAGAGAGCUUGGACUGUGGUUGUAGGUGUUGGAGUUGUGGAGGCUUUGAAGGAUCAGGGUCUCUGCAGAUGGAAUUCAGGAUUCAAGUCAGCUCAGCAAAGUGUGAAAAACCAUGUUGGAUCGUUUUCACAGGCAAAGAAGCUUUCUUCUUCCUCUUCUGCUGUGGUUUCUAGCAAAAUGCAUGAAGAGAAUGCCACACUGUCAGAAGAAUCCUUGAGGAAAGUCAUGUACUUGAGUUGCUGGGGUCCCAGCUGAAGGAAAGAGAAAGACAACGUGGAUAAAACUUUUCUGUUCUUUGAAUGUGGACCAUGAAGAAAUUGUGCCGCAUCGAGAAGGAGAUGUCUCUUGCCAUUUUUGGGACAAGUGGUCCUAAAACUACGGAUUCAUUGAACUUGAUUCCAAAUCUUUAUGCACAGCAAAACCACUGGCUACCCCAAAACCAGUUGCUAGCUAACCAAUACUUUAUGCCUAUGGUUUUUCUAAAUCUUUGGCUGUUUCCUUAGUUUAGCAGUUUGUCAGACAUCACAUUCAAGUGCUUCUUCUCAAUAUAAAACCACCUUCAUUUCAAUUGAUCUCUCAAUCUAAAAUCCUGCAAUAUAUUUCUUCCAUUCGUUUAAAUCACACUACAGUAUCAAGUCCCAAUUGGGUUACUUUUUGAUCCUUCAAAAAUCAAAGCAAGAGUUUCUUUGAAGAAGCCUCAUACAAGAUGUGUUCAGCAGGCAGAACUUGGGCUGUGGCAGCCAGUGUUGGAGUUGUGGAGGCCUUGAAGGACCAGGGUCUUUGCAGGUGGAAUAAUGCCUUAAGAUCAGUUCAACAUCAAGUAAAAAACAACGUGAGAUCCUUGUCUCAGGCAAAGAAUCUUUCUUCCUCUUCUUCUGCUAUGGUUUCUGGUAGAUUGAAGGAAGAAGGGAGGAAACAGUCAGAGGAAUCAUUGAGGACAGUCAUGUACUUAAGUUGUUGGGGUCCCAACUAGAGUCACAAGGCAAUUACAAAACUUUGUGUCUAAUUUGAUUGAACCUUUGCCCCCAAGGGAAGGUGGGGCAGAGAUUUCAUGGUCAUGUCCGAGAAUUGCUAUUCUAUUGUGACAGAUUUGGAUGUAAAUUUUGAUGAAUGAAAACUAUCUGAUUGUGUUAAA
Molecule: messenger RNA, 1251 nt
Organism: Vigna angularis (adzuki bean)
Lineage: Eukaryota; Viridiplantae; Streptophyta; Magnoliopsida; Fabales; Fabaceae
Exons: 2
Coding region: 105-371 (88 amino acids)
Source: RefSeq, a predicted model, not a curated record